Molecule: messenger RNA, 2916 nt
Organism: Strongylocentrotus purpuratus (purple sea urchin)
Lineage: Eukaryota; Metazoa; Echinodermata; Echinoidea; Camarodonta; Strongylocentrotidae
Product: ras-related protein Rab-22A
Exons: 6
Coding region: 116-703 (195 amino acids)
Molecular function (GO): GTPase activity; GTP binding
Source: RefSeq, a predicted model, not a curated record
CAGUCUACACGUUGUGUACUAUUGAAGUAUGGAUUCUCAUCUUGUGAUCUUACGAUUGUGCUCUUGAAAUGGUCGUAUUUUACAGCUUUCGUGGAUAAUGUAAGCGGUAUUUACAAUGGCGAUGAGAGAAAUAAAGUUAUGUCUCCUCGGGGACUCGGGAGUUGGUAAAUCCAGUAUAGUUCAAAGAUUUGUGAGUGAUACGUAUUAUGAAUCCAUCCCUCCAACUAUAGGUGCCUCAUUUAUGUCCAAGACGUUAGCGGUUGAUGAAAAGAUGUACAAAUUUCAAAUUUGGGAUACAGCAGGUCAAGAAAAGUAUCGAGGUUUAGCACCCAUGUAUUAUAGAGGAGCUGCUGCAGCUAUAGUGGUCUAUGACAUCACAAGUCAGGCAUCAUUCAGUAAAGUACGAGACUGGAUCCGAGAGUUGAGACAACAUGGUCCAGAGAACAUUGUUAUAUCAAUAGCUGGGAACAAGUGUGAUUUAGAGGAUUUAAGAGAGAUUCCGGUCAAGAUCGCCGCGGAAUAUGCUGAAGAGGUCGGAGCGGUAUUCACGGAAACGAGCGCCAAGACAGCAGCAAAUAUCAAAGAAUUAUUCAUUGCAAUUAGUAAAAAACUUCCACCGGAAGUCUUAGUACCAAGUUACGGCACGGACACGGUCAACUUGAGGAACCAGAAAGAAAAGAAAAAGAGAGGUCGAUGCUGCUGACCCCAACCAAAGGUCACCGGAGGUCAUAGGUCAAUUCUUAGCCAGCCAUGCUCUCGUGAUCAUCUGAUACACCUACACUGAUUCAUGUAGCUGCCGCCAUGUUGUAUGUUCCUUAGGCUUUUGAGAAGUGCCUUUCUAGAAGAUGGUGGAGCCUAUGUUUCCAUCACCUUUCCUACUACGAAUGCUUCAGAGGAAGUCAUCGUACUACGUCCUUGCCUAAUGCAACGCUGCCAAACUAGUCUUAUACCCCAGCCACACCAACGAAACAGACAACAGAUCGAAAACAAACUUUUACUUUACCACAAGUGUCCAAGAAAUGGUCGAGAGUGGAGUCAGUUUGGCAAUUCUAAUGAGGUAUUAGAAAUUUGACUGACAGGAAAGUUAUUUAAAGAUGAGGGCCGAGUUUUGUGAAAGUUAAAAAAAUGUGAGCUUUUCAUUAUUUGUUUGUUAGUAAGAAUAUUAUAGAAAAGGAUGGCUCUUCCAAUGCCCUCACAUUUAAAAUACAUGUAUAACAUGUAGCUGUAUGGGUAGUCCCACAUACACAUUUCUGUGUACAGUGCAAGACUCAUUCACCGCCUUAUCAUUUUGAUGAUUCCAAAACCUCAUAAUAAAUGCCAAUACAUAUGUCCUAUACAAUUAACCUUUUCCAGUCGCUUCCAAAUAGUUUCUUUCACAAUUCAGUCGCAUCAUCAGAACUUGGGUUUAUCUUAAAGUUUAAAAAAUGGCCUUUAAGAUCAUCAGAACCCUAAAUUGUCUGUGACCGAGAAGUAUUACUAUCGCAUAUCUGUGUGUAGCCUGAGAUAGUUUAAAUCUGUUUAUAAACUUCCAAGACCUUUUUUUUCUCUAGUCUUGAUUGAGUGGUCCUGCAGUGGAGAGGGUUGGUUGCAGUAUUUGUAGUGAUAAAAUCAACAUUUCUAUUUCCCCUUUCUGAGAUAUAAAUAGUGCAAACUUGUGGGCUCAUAUUCAUAAUCAUAGAGCGCCAAGUGUUAAACUGUACAAAAUAGUUUAAUGAAUGAAACGAUAAUGAGAAAUUGAGAUCAUAGUGUGUUCAAUUAGUUACAAAAUGUUGGUACCUUUUUACAAGAUGAAGGGGUUAACACUUAACUCAGUGGACUAUUGUCUGGACUGAAAUAUUUAGCGACAAAAAUAAUGAUGUAUCUACCAACUGUUUCACUUCAUUAUCCAAGGGUUAACGCAUGAUCAUUCGUGGAGUUGAAAAUGAUCCCCUAUUUGCUAAACUUUCAAGAACAUUUUCUACAAUAAAUGACCCCUUUUUUCCUAAAAACUGGUACAAAUUAGGCUUUAAAUAAAAUCUAACCCUAAUUUAUUUUUGACCUCAAUGAUUACUAAGUCACAAAAAUUACGAUAUUUUCCUACCGGAAUUUUUAUCUCAAAAUGGAGGCUAGCAGUUUAUUCGGUAUGGAUAUUAGUGGAGUACCGAAGUGUAUCGGUGGUAUUUGAUGAUCAGGAGAAAAUGGUUUGAAUUUCUUUCUUCCUUUAUCCUAGUGCCAUGUAUAUAGUAUUAAAAAGAUCUUUAUAUAACUAUACAUAAAAACAUUUGUAUCUAUUUCAAAUUGUACAUUGCAAUCAUGUGCUCAAUUAUAUAUGCAUUUUUAAAAAUUAGAGUGAAGUGUGAAUUACGUGCUUUCUUAUGUUCAAACUAAGUUUGCUGUAAAUGUGAUUUAAAAUGUAAACCAUUUUGAUGUUCAAGGUCAUGAAGUGGGAAUAUGCAGGCGUAUUUUAGUGCAUAUUUCCAUUAGACUUGGAAUCAAGUGUUUGAUUCCAUGUGUGGUGUAUACACGGAGGAGGCACUUCAUCUAUGAUGUCUCUCUUUACUCAUUUGUAGUUGAUGAAUUCCUGGGGGGUGUUUCACAAAGAUCCUAAAUUGAACUUAACAAUUAUGAAAAGCCACUAGCAUCUUUGAAAAUAUUUUGUAAAAGAUAUUUUAAAAGGCAUAAAAUGUUGUUUCUAAUUAAGUUGACUUAGGAUCUUUGUGAAACACCCCCCCCCCCCCAGUUAAUACAGUAUUUGUUGAUGAAUUCCUUGUAAUGCAGUAUUUGUUGAUGAAUUCCUUGUAAUGCAGUAUUUGUUGAAGAAUUCCUUGUAGUGCAGUAUUUCUUGUUUAAUUUCUGGUAAUGCAGUAUUUGUUGAUUAGUGCUAUUAGAACUAAAGCUUGGGUAAAUGGCCUACUUCCAAAACGUUUUUUUUUUUUG